Molecule: messenger RNA, 1851 nt
Organism: Saxophila tyrrhenica
Lineage: Eukaryota; Fungi; Ascomycota; Dothideomycetes; Mycosphaerellales; Extremaceae
Exons: 4
Coding region: 1-1851 (616 amino acids)
Biological process (GO): proteolysis
Cellular component (GO): fungal-type vacuole
Molecular function (GO): serine-type carboxypeptidase activity
Source: RefSeq, a predicted model, not a curated record
AUGCGAGCGACAUUGAUCUCAGCGUUGCUGGGUCUUCUGUCGGCAUUGGGCGAGGCUCAGUUCCCGCCUACGCCUACGGACUUGACGGUUGUGAAGUCCAAGGUUGAUUCUAGGGUUACACUUUCGUGGAAGGAGACAGACAUAUGCCCUGGCUCGAAGGCGUACAGCGGCUACGUGCAUCUCCCCGGCAGCUCGCUUGAAGACGUCGGAGGGUACGAUGUCAACACUUACUUCCUCUACUUCGAGGCGCAAAAUAGUCCUGCUACCGCACCUCUGGCGAUGUGGUUUGCAGGUGGACCUGGCAGUUCGUCCACCUUCACCGCGCUGGACGGGAGCAAUACUCCAUGCUAUGUCAAUCCUCAAGGCAAUGGGACGGUCAAAAGCAAAUACUCUUUCAACGAGAAUGUGAAUGUGCUGUACAUCGAUCAACCGGCACAGGUUGGCUUCUCGUACAACGCGCUCAUGAACGCGACGUCUGACGGCUUCUUAUUCAAGCCGGUCAAAGAAGGCAAGCCUUUACCCACCGGAUCCAAUGCCGAUCUGCUAGGGACAUUUCCCACACAGAAGUAUUCCGAGACGGCGACGACUACUGUUCAAGCGGGCAGGACGAUCUGGCAUUUUGCUGAGAAUUGGCUCUCGUCUUUCCCCGGGUACAGAACCUGCUCGAAGGACAUUGGCAUAUGGGGCAGCUCCUAUGGCGGAUACUGGGCGCCUGAAUUCGCCACGCAGCUCAGCAAGAACCUGGGCGCUCUGUCGAAGGAGCACCCACUCGCCUGCAAGAAGCUCAGGAUCGACAACAUUGGGAUAACCAACGGUUGCAUUGACGCUCCAACGCAGGCACAGGGAUGGCCGGAGCUGGCGUACAACAACACUUAUGACCACCCCUUCGGGCCCGAGAAACUGUACGAGGCCUCCAUCAACAACAUCACCAAACCCGACGGCCUGUUGGAUAAGAUUGAACACUGCCGCACCCUCGGCAAGGCAGGCGAUCCAGAGUUCAACGGCCGCAACGCCACGGUCAACAAAGCCUGCAUGGAUGCGCACUCAUACUUUCUAUUCAGCGUCAAGGGCUCGUUCCCCAAGAUGAACAAGGUCAGUAAAACUCCCUCCCCUUCCCAUCCACCUCUCCCGCAAUCUAACAAAGUCCGCCCAGCGCUUCCCCUUCAACUUCGCCUUCAAGUUCUUCGACCAGAAAUGCAGCGGCGGCUGGACACCCGUGCAAACCUACCUCAGCGACGCGGACGUCAGCAGUCGCUCGGCGUCCCGCUGAACAUUUCCGUCUCAAGUUUAGUUGUCCUGUCGAACUUCGGCUGGGUGCCCGACCUGCCCCCACCGUACGACAGGCCCCUGGCGAAGCUGACCGGGGACUUUGUCCGGCAAGACGGGCUCGCGAGGUUCGAGUACUUACUCCGGAAUGGGGUGAAAGUGGCGUUGAUCUACGGGGACAUCGAUUUCCAGUGUCCAUGGACCGGGGCGGAGAACACUGCGCUCACGGCGCAAUGGCCUGGAAAGUCGUCUUUCGCCAACGCAGGCUAUGAGCGGCUGCAGGGAGUCGAAGAGCAAGGCACGGAUCACGGGGCGCUGAUCAAGCAAGCCGGGCUGCUGAGUUUUGCGAGGGUGUUGCGGGCGGGUCAUGAUACGGGGAAUUAUGCCCCCGCGAGCGUGGCGGCGAUCUUUGACCGGACGUUCGGUGGGGUUGACGUGGUGGGUGGGAAGGUGAAGGCUGGGGAGGGGUAUGCGUCGACGGGGCCGAAGGAUAGUAGGGGGUGUAGGGAGGAGUAUCCGGAGGAUUUGCCGAGGACUUGUGUGGUUAAUGGGGAGUAUUUGAAGCCGGAUGUGCCGAGGGAAUGA